AUGUCUGGUGAAGCUUGGCUGUACCUGUUGGCGGUACUGAUAAACGCCGUCAAUCUGUUCCUGCAGGUUUUCUUCACAAUCAUGUACAGCGAUCUCGAAUGGUACGUGCAGCUCUUUCGAUCUCUACCGCAGCUCCAGAACCGGCUGCCAGACGCCCAAUCGACCUUGGGGCGCAAUAAGGACAGCAGCUGUGCCAAAUUGACGGGCAACAAAGAAGAAGCGGCCUCAAGCAGAGCAUUGGCUAAUAGCUUUUACAGUGACUACAUCAACCCCAUCGACCUCUGCAAUCGCCUGAACAGCUACAUCGUUCCCGAAGCAGCUGUCCACGGUGCCCUGACCUUCCUCUUCCUCGUCAGCGGGUAUUGGGUUGCCCUCCUGCUCAACCUGCCGCUCGUAAUAUUCAAUGUCAAGAAAAUAGUUGACAACGCACAUUUGCUGGAUGCUACUGAGAUCUUUAGAAAACUCAACGUUCACAAGAAGGAAUCCUUUAUAAAGCUAGGCUUCCACCUCAUCAUGUUCUUCUUCUACCUCUACUCGAUGAUCGUGGCCCUGAUCCGCGACGAAUCGCAGUGA
Molecule: messenger RNA, 573 nt
Organism: Drepanopeziza brunnea f. sp. 'multigermtubi' MB_m1
Lineage: Eukaryota; Fungi; Ascomycota; Leotiomycetes; Helotiales; Drepanopezizaceae
Source: RefSeq, a predicted model, not a curated record